Messenger RNA from Tarenaya hassleriana, 2332 nucleotides. RefSeq lists its product as uncharacterized. The record is from RefSeq and is a predicted model, not a curated record. Lineage: Eukaryota; Viridiplantae; Streptophyta; Magnoliopsida; Brassicales; Cleomaceae. The transcript is spliced from 2 exons. Gene Ontology annotation, biological process: positive regulation of growth. The coding region runs from base 148 to 1908 and encodes 586 amino acids.
UCUGCUUUUUCCUCUCCAUGUGGCUCUAGUCUUCGUUUGCGUCUUCCUCGCCACUCUCUCUCUCUCUCUAUCAACCCCUCUCGCUUUUUUCAGAAUUUUCUCCGGUUCAUAUCUUUCUUCGAAUGAUCGAGGACUUUGCCUGAGAAUAUGGUGGCUGAAUCAUGGUUCCGUAAACUGUGGAGACUCCCGAAAAGGCAUGAAGGCGGCUCGGAGAAGGUGGUGAUUGGAGUGUUGGCUUUCGAGGUUGCAAGCUUGAUGUCGAAAUUGGUUCAUUUGUGGCAGUCUUUAAGCGACAAGAAUAUCGAAAGGCUUAGAGAUGAGAUAACCAAUUCUGUGGGGAUAAAGAAGCUUGUUUCUGAAGACGAUAAUUUCAUCGUAAGUUUAGUAUGUGUAGAAUUGAUGGAGAGUAUGGAGAAUGUGGCGAAAUCUGUGGCUAGGCUUGCGAGGAAAUGCGAGGAUCCCGGUUUGAAGAGCUUUGAGAAUUGUUUUGGUGACAUGAUGAAGAAAGGGGCUGACCCAUAUGGAUGGCGGUUUGGGUGGAAGAAAAUGGAUAGGAAAAUGAAGAAGAUGGAACGUUUUAUCUCGGCUAAUGCAAGUCUGUACCAGGAGACGGAAAUCCUGGCGGAUCUCGAGCAGACUUUUAAGAGAAUGAUGUCUAGUGAGGCUGCAUCCAAGAGUUUACUUGAGUAUCAGAAAAAAAUCUCAUGGAAACAACAGGAAGUGAAGAAUUUGCGGGGGGUGUCUCUUUGGAACCGGACUUAUGAUUUCACCAUGCUUCUCUUGGCUAGAUCGAUCUUUACAAUAUUUAGCAGGAUCGAAUAUGUUUUUGGCAUUAGUUCUACAGCAGAGUCAAGUGAUUUGAGCUCAGUGGAUUCUGAUUUCAUGGGUCGUAGCCCUUUAUUUUCUACAUUUUCGCAAGCUUUGCCACAUCAAUCUGAGGCCAGUAGUCUUCCCAAAUUUGCUUCUGGUCCACUUGGAAGAUAUUCAACCCCAGCAUCAGGUCCACCUACUACAAGAUCCACAAAGAUGAGCGAUUUUCUUUCGGGCCCUCUCAGCACCUCAUCACCUAAAUCAGGCCUUCUUGUUCCAGAAAAGAGCAAACGUUUCAAGUUCUACUCAGGUCCACUUGGAAAGUUAACUGCAAAAUCCGGUCUGAUUGCUGGAAUGCGCAAAAGCAGCAAGAAAAUGGGGCAGACGCAGACCCCUGAAAAAUCUCCCAUUUCCUCAGGUAAAAAACCCAAUCGGUUAACUCAAGUGGGUCCGUUUAAAGGUUGUAUGGUUUCUCAAGAUGGGAUUACUCCUCUCAGCAUUCGGAUCAAGAAUGGAGCUAGGAAUAGCAGUGCUGAUCGUCAUCUUUCUGAGAGUAACCCUAAUUUUGCUCACACAGAUAACUUGGCAUUUCAACCACGACCAAAAUUGUUAGAUGCUCCUCCUGAUACUCUGGGUGCCGCCUGCCUAGCGUUACACUAUGCAAAUGUCAUUAUCGUGAUACAGAGAUUCGUGGCAUCUCCUCACUUGAUCGGUGAUGAUGCAAGAGGUGACCUUUACAACAUGUUACCCGCAAGCCUGAGAACUUCUCUGAGGGAAAAGCUAAAGCCAUACUCAAAAAGAUUGACCUCUUCGACAGUAUAUGAUCCCAUUCUGGCAAAAGAAUGGACCGACGCAAUGAUAGGUAUAUUGGAAUGGCUUUCUCCUCUAGCGCACAAUAUGAUAAAAUGGCAAUCAGAGAGGAGUUACGAGCAUCAAAGUUCGGUUUCCAGGACAAACAUAGUUUUGGUACAGACCCUUUACUUUGCGAACCAGCAGAAGGUCGAAGCUACCAUCACCGAGCUUCUUGUUGGUCUGAACUAUGUCUGGAGAUUCGGUCGGGAACUUAACUCCAAGGUUCUGCAAGAAGGCCCCAUCUGAGAAAUGUUUGGGCUAGGAAAAGAAGAGAACCUCCUCGAACGGAUGAUGAUAAGGUCUACGAUGAAAAGCGGCUGACUUUCGAUAUUUAGGGCAUUGCUCGUACGAACCCUCGUAAGCCGGAGGAUGAGAAAUAGCUGAGUACUUUCGAAAGUUUGGUGAAAGGUAUAAGCAUUCCUCUUUUUUUUUCCCCUAUCUUCUUGGAUUGCCAGAUUAUGAAAUCUCUUAGGAUCAAUGAUGAGUUGUGAAUAUCCUCUAGAAAUUUGUUUAGGUGAAAUAUACUGAUUUUUAUGCAUAAACCAUGUGGGUUGAGAGUUUGAUUCUGUAAAUGCUAUGUGACAGGAUGCUUUGCCCUUUUGUACCUGACUUUAUUUCUGAAACAUCAACAAUUUGUUUGUGAUUGGUUAAAGUUUUCGGAUUUGGGACA